Nicotiana tabacum (common tobacco) is the source of this 2112-nucleotide messenger RNA. RefSeq names its product ABC transporter G family member 20-like. Lineage: Eukaryota; Viridiplantae; Streptophyta; Magnoliopsida; Solanales; Solanaceae. The record is from RefSeq and is a predicted model, not a curated record. Gene Ontology annotation, biological process: transmembrane transport. Gene Ontology annotation, cellular component: membrane. Gene Ontology annotation, molecular function: ATP hydrolysis activity; ATP binding; ABC-type transporter activity.
AUGGAGCUUCAUGAAUUUAGCCGAAAACUCGAGGACAACGUCUCUAUGGCACAUGGAGAAAAUAGUAACUGUAACUCUGAUGCAGAACAAGUCCUUGAACUCGGCCAUGAUCUAAAUAUUCUGCCUAAUCCUACUUCAUUUCCCUUUGUUCUUUCCUUCCAUAACCUCAGCUAUAGUGUUAAAGUUCGACGUUACAUGGUACUUCCUAAGUGCUUGAGGAGAGAUGAGGACAUGACUCGCACGAAGGUAUUGUUGAAUGACAUUUCAGGCGAAGCAAGGAAAGGUGAAAUCAUGGCAGUUCUUGGUGCUAGUGGUUCGGGAAAAUCAACGUUGAUCGAUGCCCUUGCAAACCAUAUAAAAAAGGAAAGUCUUAAAGGUAGUGUAACAUUGAAUGGUGAAGUUUUGGAGUCCAAGUUUCUCAAAAUGAUCUCAGCUUAUGUUAUGCAAGAUGACCUCUUGUUUCCUAUGUUGACAGUCGAAGAGACCCUCAUGUUCUCAGCCGAAUUCCAUCUCCCUACGACUUUAUCUUGGUCAAGAAAGAAGGAAAGAGUUCGAGCAUUGCUCGAUCAACUAGACUUGCAAAAUGCUGCUAAUACAAUGAUUGGAGAUGAAGGCCACAGGGGAGUGUCAGGUGGAGAGCGAAGGCGUGUUUCUAUUGGAAUAGGUAUCAUUCAUGACCCUAUUCUCCUAUUUCUUGAUGAGCCUACUUCAGGACUUGAUUCUACUUGUGCUUAUACGGUGGUCAAGGUCUUGCAAAAAAUAGCUCAAAGUGGAAGUAUUGUGAUCAUGUCAAUUCACCAGCCAAGUCAUAGAAUCCUUUGUUUGUUAGACCAUUUGAUCUUUCUCUCAUGUGGUCAAAUAGUGUUUAGUGGCUCUCCUGCAAACCUUCCUCAGUACUUUGCUGAAUUGGGAAGUCCAAUUCCAAGAGAUGCAAAUCAAACAGAAUUUGCUCUGGAUUUCAUACAAAAAGUAGAAGGAACCCCGAAUGGAACCAAGAAUUUGGUGGAAUUCAAUAGAUCAUGGCAAAGAGAAAAUCCAACUUGCAUCAGCUUUUUCAAAGGACCUAAACCAUCGUUGCAAGAUGCGAUAAGUGCAUGUGUUUCAAGGGGAAAAUUAGUCUCAGGAGCAAAGAAUAUCGGCCACAAUCUUUCUUCCUUAGAUGUCGCAAAAUUUGUUAAUCCAUUCUGGAUAGAAAUGGUUGUGAUAGCAAAAAGAUCUAUACUUAACUCCAUGAGAAUGCCUGAGCUGUUCUACGUGCGUUUUGGUGGUGCUGUUGCAACUGGGAUCAUCCUUGGUACUCUCUUCAGGAAAUUGGACAAUUCCCCAGAAGGGAUUCAAGAAAGGUUCGGUUUCUUUGCCUUUGCCAUUUCCACAAUCUAUUACAUUUGUGCUGAAGCCAUGCUAAUCUUCAUCCAAGAAAGGGAUAUUUUCAUGAGAGAGACAGCGCACAAUGCUUAUCGCUGUUCCUCCUAUGUUCUCUCCCAUGCCAUUACCUCAAUUCCUUCCCUAUUAGUCCUUUCCCUUGCAUUUGCUGUCACAACUUAUUGGUCUGUGGGACUUGCUCAUGGCUUUUCGGGUUUUCUUUUCUUCUUGCUCUUCAUAUUUGUCUCAUUUUGGACUGCAAAUUCCUUCAUCACAUUCCUCUCCGGAUUCAUUUACAAUGGAAUAGUGGGUUAUACACUAGUUACCAGGAUUUUUGGCUGUUUUUUGUUGUUAAGUGGCUUCUUCAUCAGACGAGAUGAGAUCGCCCCUUAUUGGAUUUGGUUUCACUAUAUGUCUCUAGUGAAAUACCCUUAUCAAGGGGUUUUACAGAAUGAAUUUGAUGAUCCACACAAGUGUUUCGUAAAGGGUAUCCAGAUUUUUGAUGCCUCGCCGUUGAAGGAUGUUACUGAGUCAUUGAAGAUCGAGUUGUUGCAAGACAUGAGCAAGAUAUUGGAUAUGAACAUAACAAACUCGACUUGUUUGACAACAGGAACAGAUAUAUUGAAGCAAACUGGGGUGAAUGAUUUAGACAAAUGGACUAGUUUGUGGAUCACCAUUGCUUUGGGAAUUUUCUACAGGAUUCUCUUCUAUUUUGCUUUGUUGAUUGGAAGCAAAAAUAAGAGACGCUGA